AUGGCAAUACCUCUCGAGUACAAUCCGUUGACCAAGGUCGUGCCCUCCGACCCCGAUCGACUGCCGCAUAUUCCAGUUCAAGUCCUUUACCUAAUCGCCCAGGCACUCCCGCAGCCGAGCCAAGUCUUGAAUCUUGCUAGAGUCAACAAGGCCACUUGGGACUACCUUCAGCCCGCCCUUUACGAGUGUGAGGUUACCUAUGAAGCCAGACUGGUUGCCCACUUUGGCGAUGGCAUCCCUAAGAGACGGUCGGCGCCGCCAACCGCCAACACCAGUGGUCAAAACAAUGGCGACGACGGAGCUCAUGGUGCCACCGAUAACGACGAGCAACCAGAAAUCCGUGUAAAUUGCGAGCAUGGUCUGGCCACAGGGCUUUGCGAGACGUGCGGACAGCGAAUCGCGAUUGAACGGAAAGACUUCAAGACUUAUUUGGUAGAGCGCAACGUCAGGCAAAGGUCCGAGCCACAUUCCAGAACUCACUUCUUCAAGUCUCGUGGCAUGACAGCUCUGCACUGGGCAUGUGCAGAGGGAACAUUCGCCUUGCCUGUUGCACGGAAGGCUAUCGAGGCUGCCAAAGCUCAUAACCCCUCGUAUAUCGAUGGCCUAGGCCUCCGAGCGCGACAGUAUGGCAACAGAAUUCCCAUACGGCUCUUUGGGGAGAUUCCGCCCCCAUUGUUCACGGCCACCGCUUUUGGCAACUUGAAGCUAUGCGUGGAGUUAGUUGAGGCCGGCUGCAACGUGAACCUGUUCCAGGCAAUGCACGGCGCGGAUAGCCGCACAUUUAUCGACGCAUUCUUCCGGAUACACGACAGCUGCGUCCCAACUGAACUUGUAUUUCCGCUUGGUCGCGCGGCCGCAGGCCAGUGGCUAUCCAGCGGGCUCAUUCCGCUGACUUGCAACACUGCCGGCCACGUCGCGUUAGACUUCGGACAUGCCGACGUCCUUGGAUACCUUCUCGACAACGGUCUAGAUCCUCUUAUGGGUAAAGAGCCGCUGAUACACCAAGCGGCUCGCAAGUGCGAUCUCCCCGCUGUCAGGGCUCUCCUUCAACGACGGCCGGAAAUGGCUCGGCAUCGCUGGGAUGAAGUCACGCCUCUACAUUCGUUAUGCAGAAGCGUUGAGACUGGUGGGUUCAAAACCUUCUCACUGGAUGAUCUCAGAUCCGUUGCAGAAUACCUAAUACAGAAGGGUGCUUCUUUGGAAGCCAGAGGCGAUUUCGGGCUCUAUCCGAGUCUAUCUCUCACACCAUUGCAGUGUGCCCUGGAGAAUUUCGCACAGAUCGAAAGCAACAAGGCGAGUGCACCUAUUGCCCUUGUUAAGCUGGGAGCCGAUUGGGAUGUGCCCUUCAUCUCGCAUUCCGUGCGGACUGUGCCUCUUUUGAUCCACUGUGUUCGGGAAGCGAUCACACCACCCCCCUCAAAUCAAGCCGAGGAUCCUUGGGGAUGGAGAGUAUUGGUGCCAAGGCGGUAUAGAUACCACGCCAUGGCAUAUGCAAAUUUGAUCAAGGCCAUAGUCAGCAGCACAUGGCGCUCCAACCCCGAUCCAGCACUGGCACCAAGCAGCGAGCGUCACAUGCAGGCAUUCCUCGACGCGUUCAGGGAGCUGGCCAAGACUAAGCUCGAGUACGCAGUAGGACUCCGGAAGAGUAAGAACACGUUUGCCAUCGAGGCUGUCGGCAGAAUGCUCUUGUCCACCGGUAUCCGUCCGAUUCAAAAAGACAUGGACAAGUGGGAGACAUUGAUCGCGGACAACGAGGCGGAGUCUAGGGCAGAUGAAGGGGUCGCACGCCAGUGGCGAGAGGUUUUGUCUGACUUGCCCUCUGCAGGCCCAGCAACUACGCAGUAA
This is a messenger RNA of Diaporthe batatas, 1845 nucleotides long. RefSeq lists its product as uncharacterized. Gene Ontology annotation, molecular function: protein binding. The transcript has a single exon. NCBI's taxonomy places the organism in Eukaryota, Fungi, Ascomycota, Sordariomycetes, Diaporthales, Diaporthaceae. The coding region runs from base 1 to 1845 and encodes 614 amino acids. The record is from RefSeq and is a predicted model, not a curated record.